AUGGCUGUCGACAGACGGCGCACGAUCGCAGCUAUGGCAGACGUUAUCCGCCCGUUUUAGGGUAGCGGCGUGUGGGCGACGUCGUUGGACAUUGUCAAAUGGCGGAGUCGCUGCCCAAGCAGUUUUUUUUCCGGUAUCGAGUGGCGGGAGAAGAAAAAUGUCAGCCGAUGGAAGUACCCGUUCCUCUGAGUGCGUCUCCUGCGGAAUUUGGCCACCGACAACUGGAAGAACAUGGACUGCCUUUUUACGUGCAAGAAGAUUUAUUCAACCAAUUAGAGGAUUUUGUUUUGAAAGAGACUGAUCACUACUACAGUAAACUGGCUAAGGAUGUAAUUGAAAAUUUCCAAACAGAAGAAAGAGAUAUUAGCCAAAUCAUAAAAAAGUGGAGUUUUGCUUUUAAAGAGGAACAUGCUCAGUAUGCAAAGCCAGAAGAAUUAUCUAAAGAUGCAAUUUUUGCAUCUAUGUAUCACAGUCUAAUUCAUUCUCCAGCUCUUGAAACCAUGUUAAAUCUUGAACAUUCUUAUUCCUUGCAAAUUGGAGAACUGAUUCAGGAACGUGAUACAGCAUUAUCAAAAUUGCAGAAAAGGCAGUCUGAAGAAAUGGAAAAUGCAGUACAAAAAGUGGGCAUUGUUUAUACAGAUCGUGACAUUAAUGAAUUAGCAACACAACAUUUUGAAGAAAAUCAGGUUUGAUUUAAUAAGAAUUAAAACUAAUUUUUGAAUUAUUUAUUUUAUAUUAAAAU
This is a messenger RNA of Centruroides sculpturatus (bark scorpion), 742 nucleotides long. RefSeq names its product protein C12orf4 homolog. Gene Ontology annotation, cellular component: cytoplasm. Bases 99 to 692 code for a protein of 197 amino acids. The record is from RefSeq and is a predicted model, not a curated record. The transcript is spliced from 4 exons. NCBI's taxonomy places the organism in Eukaryota, Metazoa, Arthropoda, Arachnida, Scorpiones, Buthidae.